Olea europaea var. sylvestris is the source of this 615-nucleotide messenger RNA. RefSeq names its product ubiquitin-like-specific protease ESD4. The transcript is spliced from 2 exons. Gene Ontology annotation, biological process: proteolysis. The record is from RefSeq and is a predicted model, not a curated record. NCBI's taxonomy places the organism in Eukaryota, Viridiplantae, Streptophyta, Magnoliopsida, Lamiales, Oleaceae. Gene Ontology annotation, molecular function: cysteine-type peptidase activity. The coding region runs from base 1 to 519 and encodes 172 amino acids.
AUGAUUAAGGUUGUCACAGGUCGCUUGAUAUCCCUAAGCACAUCGUGGGCCGAUGUAGACUAUGUGUUCAUACCACUCCUGCCCACGAACAAAGCUCACUGGAUGCUAGGUCUAGUAGAAUUUAGAAGCCAUACUUUGAUGCUGUUCAAUUCAGCUGGAAAAACGUAUCGUGAUUGGAAUGUGCUGGAAGGUAUUGAACCCUAUGUGAAGGUAUUGCCUGCUCUUACGAAAGCGUUGGGAAUUUCCAAAAAAGACCCCGAUUACAACGAAUCUGAAUGCAAGCAAAUGAAGGUGACCAUUGACAGUACCCUGCCUCAGCAGACGAAUGGUCAUGACUGCGGGGUGUUCGUGAUAUUGUAUGCAUUGUAUAUCCUCCGUGAUGGCAGAUGUGCUAUUCCCCAUAAGUUCGAUGCUGCAAAAUGUAGAAUUGAUAUCGCCUCACUACUCUACAAACACCGAGAACCUUACGUGAAGAAGGCGAGGCAGGCUUUUAAAGGGGAGGGGAUUGUAAUAGAAUGACAAAUAUGAAAACAUUUGUAAAUGAGUUUUAUGCUUCAGUUGAUAGCAUUUUAUAUUUCUUUCAAGCAAUGGAGGUGUUUGUACUCAAUACUGUCA